AUGUACAUUCCUCCUGGAGCAGUUCCACAUAAUGACUCUUGUCAGAUCACACUGGCCGUCAUAAGAGACGAUCCAGGUGUUGACAUCCCAGUCAGUGAAUCAAUGUCCUGCUUUGGGAUCAGGUGUGAUCCUCCAACCGUGAUCUUCAACCAACCUGUUAAGGUUACUAUACCACACUCUUCCUUGGUAAUCAAUCCAGAGCAGGUGAAACCAGAUAUCGUGUACCGCGUAUGGGAUUCUGUGAGGGACCUACCAAGAACUGUCAGAUUGAGGUCACCCAGUUCACCAGACAAACCACCGUACUCUAGAGUUUUUAAGAGUCACCUUGAGCUGUACAUUGGUCACUGCGCUGAUUGGUGGGUUUUGAUUCCCCUUGAACAACAUGUGAUCCGACACCGGCUCCUAUGCACGCCAUACAUCCCAGACAAUGUACACAGGGGGCAAGAGUUUGAGGUUAGCCUUCAUGUACAUGCCGACAUUCCUGGCUUUGAAAUGGACAUACAAGAGGAGAAUAUGCAGCAGUCAUUUCGUAAAGGGCAUCGCUCUGUUCCAUUCAGCGUUGAAGUGAAUUCGAAUGACGUCACUUUGACUUGCCAUCAUGAGGAGGAACAAAUUGAAAGAAAGGUCCUUCCUCCCAAAGACAUUCGAACCAAGAUGAGUCAGAAUGUAAUUUUUGCCAUUUCUCCUCAAGGGGAUGAUGAAGACUUUAUUAGAAUUACCAUCACGAUUACACAGGCCGGAAAGUUCGAAGUGUCACAAUCCAUUGUUUUCGUCAUCAGAUACACAGACAUGCAAGAAGGACCGACGCAUCAAUUACUUUCUGAGUCCACAUCCUUCGUCAGGGCAGUGGAAGAAGCCAAGCACAGUGACUUCCAGUCGGACGCCGAUGUCCUUACAAUAGCCCAAACAAUGACUGUCAACCAGUUCUAUGAUUUAGGCAUAGCUCUUGGUUUCACCAUUGCUGAGUUGGAUUGCAUUGAGUACAGGAGAUUCAAGGACAGACAACAGGCCAUCCAUGACAUGCUUGUAAUAUGGAGAGAGAGGCAACCAACUGCUCUAAAAGCAAAGAACAAGCUCAUCUUACUCAUGGAAUCAUUUGAUUCAACAACUGGACAUAUAUCUUUUUCAGACAUCGAAGCUACUCAGGAGAUUACUGACACCACACUGCUAGCAUUUGCCCGUCAAAUCAGCGCAGAGAAGUUCUUGGAAAUUGGCGAAAAACUCGGAUUUGACAAAUCAGAGCUAAAGCACAUCGAGCAUCGGACAUUAUACAAUAGGAAAGACGCUAACAUCCAAAUGCUCUCGAGCUGGAAAGCAGACCAAACAUCAUUACCUGAGGCAAAGGAGACAUUAAAGAGGGUUUGGGAGUCUGUAAAUCGAGCCUCUGAAACACAUGACUUAAAAGGAGGAAAACGAGGAGAAAAGUCGAAAGAACAUGAUCACGACGAUCCCCACCACGGAGAAGAAAAUAUGGAGGAGAAAGACAUUGACCACUACGACGACAACGACGACGAAGAAUAUGAUGAUAUAGAUGGCGAAGAGGCUUUACACGAACAAAUGACAGAUGGGAAUGAAUGCAAAGAGCCUGAAGUCUUGGAGGUUAUUAGAUAUGCAGAGCCAAAUGUAGAUGGAAAGGAGAUCGGUGACGAUAAUGACCAGUGUGGAGGUUCACCGACUACUGGUGAACUUUACAGCGUCGCUUCACCGAUAAAGAGUCUCUCUUUGGCGAUGAAACUGGGAAAAGCUCUACGCGUUGAAAUUGACGACAUCAUUCGUAUUGUAGCUCUUAACCCUGCAGACAUGAAGAAACUAGCAAGGCAUCUCCUCCAUAUGUGGGAAAAACGUUUAGGAAGCAAUGAAAGGGAAGACAGAAUAACAAAAAUCCUUCAUGAUUACAACAUCCAUGACGGCAGUACAGGUCUUGAUGAAAUCACAAAAAGGAUGAGCACACCUCAAGACAUCAUCUACCUCUCCCAAUGCACCAAUCUAAAGGCUUCUGAAAUACUUCAAGUUAUGGCUUUAUCAAUGACAUUUGAACCUAACUUAAUACGACACAGAGCCGUUCUUCGCAUGCUACAAAAAUGGGUUAAGGGAGGAGGAAGAAGGCAGAGGCUUCUUGAAAUUGUCCAGGCUUUCCAUUUCAACGAUGCUGCAAGAAAUGUUGCAAAAGGUAGGCCUAGUUUUAAAAUGUACAUUAAAAAAGUUAAGUCUCCUGUUAUUCUAUUUUGGGAACGACGUAUCUGGGAAAUCAAGUUAAACCGCCAUCCCUCUAAGACAUGUCAGAUAGCCUUAUAG
Lytechinus variegatus (green sea urchin) is the source of this 2295-nucleotide messenger RNA. RefSeq lists its product as uncharacterized. Lineage: Eukaryota; Metazoa; Echinodermata; Echinoidea; Temnopleuroida; Toxopneustidae. Gene Ontology annotation, molecular function: netrin receptor activity; protein binding. Bases 1 to 2295 code for a protein of 764 amino acids. The transcript is spliced from 11 exons. The record is from RefSeq and is a predicted model, not a curated record. Gene Ontology annotation, biological process: netrin-activated signaling pathway. Gene Ontology annotation, cellular component: membrane.